Messenger RNA from Carya illinoinensis, 1438 nucleotides. RefSeq names its product glutamine synthetase nodule isozyme-like. The record is from RefSeq and is a predicted model, not a curated record. The transcript is spliced from 13 exons. Gene Ontology annotation, cellular component: cytoplasm. Gene Ontology annotation, molecular function: glutamine synthetase activity. NCBI's taxonomy places the organism in Eukaryota, Viridiplantae, Streptophyta, Magnoliopsida, Fagales, Juglandaceae. Bases 129 to 1199 code for a protein of 356 amino acids.
ACUUCUUCACCUCUAUUUAAGGGACACAACCAAUCACCUUCUUCACCCCCCUAAAGUCUCUCUCCCUCCUAUAAUCUCUCAGCAAAGCAUCCUCUCCCCUCCCUCUCUUGUUGUCAAAAGUAGCAGCCAUGUCUCUUCUCUCCGAUCUCAUCAAUCUCGACCUCACGGACACCACUUCCAAGAUCAUUGCUGAGUACAUAUGGAUCGGUGGAUCCGGCUUGGACCUGAGAAGCAAAGCUAGGACUCUGCCUGGACCAGUGACAGACCCAGCCAAGCUCCCAAAGUGGAACUACGACGGUUCGAGCACCGGCCAAGCCCCCGGAGAAGACAGCGAAGUCAUCAUCUAUCCUCAGGCUAUAUUCAAGGAUCCUUUCAGACGAGGAAACAACAUCCUGGUGAUGUGCGAUGCAUACACGCCAGGUGGCGAGCCAAUCCCCACCAACAAAAGGUUCAAUGCUUCCAAGAUUUUUAGCCACCCUGACGUUGUUGCCGAGGAACCCUGGUAUGGCAUUGAGCAAGAGUAUACUCUUCUUCAGAAGGAUGUUAAAUGGCCUCUUGGAUGGCCGGUUGGCGGCUACCCUGGCCCUCAGGGUCCCUACUAUUGUGGUGUAGGGGCAGACAAGGCAUUAGGUCGUGAUAUAGUGGACUCCCACUAUAAGGCAUGCCUCUAUGCUGGAAUUAACAUCAGUGGAAUCAAUGGGGAAGUUAUGCCUGGCCAGUGGGAGUUUCAAGUUGGUCCUACUGUUGGCAUUUCUGCUGGUGAUCAGUUAUGGGUUGCUCGAUACAUUCUUGAGAGGAUCACAGAAAUUGCAGGGGUUGUUCUUUCGUUCGACCCAAAACCCAUCCAGGGUGACUGGAACGGUGCUGGUGCUCAUACUAACUACAGCACCAAGUCAAUGAGAAACGAAGGUGGCUUUGAGGUGAUAAAAAAAGCUAUUGAAAAGUUGCGUGUGCGCCACAAGGAGCACAUUUCUGCCUAUGGAGAAGGCAAUGAGAGGAGAUUGACAGGCCGCCAUGAGACUGCCGACAUCAACACUUUCUGUUGGGGUGUUGCAAACAGGGGUGCAUCUAUCCGUGUUGGUCGUGACACUGAAAAAGAAGGAAAAGGUUACUUUGAGGACCGGAGGCCAGCAUCUAACAUGGAUCCAUAUAUUGUCACUUCCAUGAUUGCUGAAACCACAAUUCUUGGGAAGCCUUAGAAAGUAUAUUGAAGAUUGGGAGAUAAGAGGAAGGUGGGAGGAAGAAGGCUAGUAUCAAAUUCAUGUGAAUAAUUGUCAUUCUCUGUCUUGGGGGGGAAAAAACUCUCUUUAUGCUUGGAUUGGUUCGAUGCUGUUGAAACUUUGUGUGUUUUCGGGGUUUUAGUCUUGGUAAAUGUUGAAUUGUCUGCUCUCUGGUUUUCUUUAUACUUGCUAAUAAAUUGGUAAUUUAGUUAUUUGAA